CCGCCAAUAUUUGAAAUUUGAACUCCGAAAUAGUAGAAGGCUGGUCUAUCAGUUGUGUCCUUGUUACAUAAGUUUUGAUAUUGAAAAAAUAAAUUCGUAGAGAUGGGAAGUGGUUUCUCCUUACAUUAUAAGCCAGAAGUAACACCUGACCCAAAUAAGGAAACAGCUUUUGAUCAUCAUUUUGGAUUCAAUGGACAACGUAAAGAACGAGUUAUGAUUGCCACUGAAGAAGAAAUGAUAUCGGCAAAAAUAAAAUUGGAAGAUCGUGAUUAUUGUGCUCAUAAGCUUAUUCAAUAUAAAACCUGUGCUGCUGAUGUAUGGCCAUGGGCUGUCAAAUGUGCACCAGAAAAGCAUGAAUAUAUGAACUGCGCGUUUGAGGAUUACGUUAUGAGAAUGAAGGAAUAUGAAAGAGAGCGAAGAUUAAUGGAACGAAAACAAAGAAUUGCUAAGAAGAGGGGAAGAGAAGAAUUACUUGCAUAAACAGUGCACCAGCUCAUGUUCCGGUACAUUAUCAGAAACUAAAUUUUAUGUUGGGCGCAAUAUAUAAGUCUCCAUGUUUCUUUGAUAACAUACUAUUCAUUAGGUAAAAGUAAACCCAAUAAAUAAUAAUAAAAAAACUUGUUCAAAAAUAAAAGA
Messenger RNA from Clunio marinus, 636 nucleotides. The record is from the annotation of a GenBank genome assembly. NCBI's taxonomy places the organism in Eukaryota, Metazoa, Arthropoda, Insecta, Diptera, Chironomidae.